Molecule: messenger RNA, 678 nt
Organism: Corylus avellana
Lineage: Eukaryota; Viridiplantae; Streptophyta; Magnoliopsida; Fagales; Betulaceae
Source: RefSeq, a predicted model, not a curated record
AUGGUUAGAGACAAGGUAAAAGUUUUAGAGGGUCGACCGUGGGUUUUCGAGAGUAAUCUAUUCUUGGUAGAAGACUUCGAUGGGCACACUUCACCUUCGAAAUUUACUUUUGACAAAGCUUCUUUUUGGGUGCGGAUCAUGAACUUACCCUUGGCUUAUAUGGGACGCGAGGUAGGUUUCAAACUCAGACCUGCGAUCAGGACAGUGGAAAAGGUGGAUACCGAUAAGGAUGGAAUCGGAUGGGGGGAGUUUUUACGAGUUAAGAUCGUGAUCGACCUCUACAAACCCCUCUCACGUGGACGCAUGCUAAAGUUCGAUGGGAAGUCGACUUUGAUCGGUUUCAAAUAUGAGCGUAUGCCUAAAUUCUGUUAUCAUUGUGGGGUACUUUGUCAUGGAGCAGAAGGGUGCCUGAAACGAAGUAUGAUGAGAAACCAGGAGAUCCUUCAAUUUGGCCCAGGGAUGAGAGCCAGCUCACCAACCCGACGAACAGAAAAACACCAAGAUAUGCAAGUAGGUCAUUCAGAUUAUACAAAGUCUGCUCAACCUGAACCAGGAGGAUGGAAACACUAUGAUGAUCAUCUUGAUAGGGGGGGUAUAAUGGCCGGAAAAGAAGGCAUAAGGAAACCAGAAGGGCAGAACAUAAUGAAGGGGUAUUUCGGGGAAGGCGACAAUCUGUAA